Lutzomyia longipalpis is the source of this 666-nucleotide messenger RNA. Its product is annotated as sodium channel protein Nach-like. NCBI's taxonomy places the organism in Eukaryota, Metazoa, Arthropoda, Insecta, Diptera, Psychodidae. Gene Ontology annotation, cellular component: membrane. Gene Ontology annotation, biological process: sodium ion transmembrane transport. Bases 1 to 666 code for a protein of 221 amino acids. The transcript has a single exon. Gene Ontology annotation, molecular function: ligand-gated sodium channel activity. The record is from RefSeq and is a predicted model, not a curated record.
AUGGAUUGUCGCAUACAGAAGAGCAUUAAACUUUGUCACUGUUUGCCACCUUUCUACCACUUAAUGGUGGGAUCUCAAGUUCCCUAUUGCACAGCUCAGGAGCUUAGUUGUCUCUCACGCUACGCCAGGAACAUCACGCAAAUCACGGACUGUCGUCAGUGCGAAUUGAGUUGUCUCAACACCGUCUAUGACGUGGAUAAACUCACAAAGGUCUCAAAUGCUGAAUCUACGCAUGAGGGUGGUGCCUACAUCAAUGUGGAGUACCUCACAUGGCCGAUUAUCCGAUACAAACGUGAAGUUCUUUUCGGUUGGGUAGAUCUCUUGGUGUCCUUUGGUGGCAUUGCGGGUCUCUUUCUUGGCUUCAGUCUACUAAGUGGCGUGGAGAUCUUGUACUACUUCACACUUAGGGCUUGUUGUAUGGUGUAUAAAGAUCGCGAUGUUCUCGAAGGGGUUGAACGAGAGAAAGUCAAUCGACCACCACCGAGAGUUAAUUUGAGCCUCCGAAUUGGCAAGAUUACCACAAAAACUCCCCAUAAAAAUCCCAUUAGGCCCAAGAAACAUGAGAAACCACUCAAGAUCACCCCCUUCAGACAAUCUCACAUCUCAACUAUUCAUUUAAGUGUGGCAAACACUGAAAAAUCAACCAAUUUUCCGUAUCUACCAUAA